Panonychus citri (citrus red mite) is the source of this 2992-nucleotide messenger RNA. RefSeq names its product zinc finger protein rotund-like. Gene Ontology annotation, biological process: regulation of transcription by RNA polymerase II. The coding region runs from base 1125 to 2846 and encodes 573 amino acids. The record is from RefSeq and is a predicted model, not a curated record. NCBI's taxonomy places the organism in Eukaryota, Metazoa, Arthropoda, Arachnida, Trombidiformes, Tetranychidae. Gene Ontology annotation, molecular function: DNA-binding transcription factor activity; RNA polymerase II cis-regulatory region sequence-specific DNA binding. The transcript is spliced from 4 exons.
CCUCAUCCACCUCCUCCCUAAAAAACUUGACUCCUUACCCUUGAAUUGAACACUAAGCCUUGUAAUCCAAUUCCAACAGUCAGUGAUAAAAAAUGUUUCAUUUUUUGCUUUACUAAUUUUCACCUUGAUAACUGUGAUUGUAGUGGAAAAGCAUCACCAUUGUCAUCAUCUUACCUGCGUUGAAAAUGCGAUAGAAAAUAUUAGAAACAAAAAUAAGUCUAAUAAGUGAUUCCAAGUGUAGUUCAUUUCUCCCUGAGUUUCAGUUCUGUUCUCAUUCAAAUGGACUGAUCAACAUUCAACCAACAAUAACAACAAUCAAUUCCAAUUCAACUCUUUUGUUUCGAGUUAAUAUUCACUCUGUGUGUUCACCUUGUGUUUAUGCGCAAUCAUCUUAUCAGGAUAAUUAUACUCAGAAUAAUGAUGAGUAUAUUGAGAAAUGCUGAGAAAUAACUGUUACAAUGAUUCAUUCAUCAAUUGCUCAUCUCCUCCUCCUCCUGCACUCAUAACGACGACCAUCAUUAAUAUCAUUCGAAUAUCAGAAUAGAAAACAUCUGAUACUAAAUAUAUUCGAUAUCCGCCAUCUUAUGAUGUUUUCUUCCUAAUCAUCAUCAUUAUCAUCUUCAAUUAUUCCAUUUUUUAUUCUAUUGUUCCAACAUUCGCUAACUAACAAUCAACAUUUACUAAGCGACUAAUCAGCGAUACGAAAUCUUCGGUCCAAUAGUGAAAUUGAUUAACAUCAAACCAUUUUGAGAUAAUAAUCGACUCAUUAAGUUUCUGUUGAGAUGAGAUUGAUAUCUCAUCAUGGAUUUUGGGACUUUUAGUGUUGCGAGAGAAAUUUUCAGUCCCUUUGCCUCUUUUAUUUCCUGUCAAAAUCAUCAAAUUCAGUGAUUAUCUUUCGAAAAGCAAUAAGCUCAAUAGUAAUUAAGACUCGAAUAAUAAUUAAACCAAAACUUGUGGAUCCUCACCAAUCGUGUUGAAUAAUAUCAUCAUUAUUAUUAGAAUCGCCAUCAUCUGCUCGAUUAGUUGAUUUCCUGUUGGGUCAGUGAUGGUAAACAACUGAUCGUAACAUUUGAUUGCUCGCUAUUCGAGUCUCAAGUAUUGAUUUGAAUUGGAUUUUACUUUGAAUGCUUCAUGACAUGAUGAUGGACUUUAUGAAAGAUGGCUCUCUGAGUGUGUCUCACGAACCUGAUUCAUCAAUCAGUUUAUUUGGUUCAAUUGGUUUACCAGUUCCGUCUACAAGUCAUUCCUCAACCAAUCACCUUUGUUCAGUUAACAACAACACAAACAACAGUAGUAAUGUCAAUGGUAAUAAUUCAACUGUAAAUGGGUCUUCCAAUAACAGUGGUCAUAACGGUCAUCAUAAUAGUAGUAAUAAUCACCAUCACCAUCCACACGACAAUGGAUUGAACCAUAACAGGUUUGCUGGGUCAAUCAAUUCAAAUCUAUCAACAUCAUUAAUUAAUAGUAACAAUCAAUCAACGGUCCACUCAAAUACUAAUAAUGCCAAUCAUUCCAGUGCAACAGCUACUCCUGUGAUAUCGUUGUUCAAAUUGAAAAACUUUCUUCAUCAACCCAAAUUUAAAUCACUGGGCAAUAGUAAUGAUGAUUACCAAACUUAUUCAGGCCCCAACAGUGUGGAGGAAAGUCGAUCGGGUUCCAGUGGACUGGACACAUCGCCCACAAUUCACCAUAGUCUAUACAGUAACCGGAGUGCAGCGAAUUCGAGUCCAUCAUCUGCUCCCCCUCACCAAUCUGUCCUGGUCGUUCCUCAGCCGGUCAAAACCUCUAUGCCCAACAAUCCAACAACCAACGGUACAGGUCGGAAGUAUCAGUGCAAAAUGUGUCCUCAGGUAGUAUUUGGAUCUAAAGCAGAUAUGCAGCUCCACACUCAGAUUCAUAUGAGAGAACCUAAACCUUAUAAAUGUUCCCAGUGCUCCAAAUCAUUCGCAAACUCCUCUUACCUUUCACAACACACACGCAUUCAUCUUGGUAUUAAACCCUACCGAUGUGAAAUGUGUUCCAGAAAGUUCACUCAACUAUCUCAUCUCCAACAACACAUUCGAACCCACACCGGUGACAAACCUUAUAAAUGUCGUCAUGGUGGCUGUAGUAAGGCAUUCUCACAGUUAUCGAACUUACAAUCGCACUCACGAUGUCAUCAAACAGAUAAACCUUACAAAUGUAACUCAUGUUAUAAAUGUUUCGUCGACGAAACGGCUCUUUUAGAUCAUAUUCCAAAACAUAAAGAAUCGAAACACCUCAAAACUCACAUUUGUCAAUUUUGUGGCAAAAGUUACACUCAGGAAACGUAUCUAGCCAAGCAUAUGCAGAAGCAUUCCGAUCGUCCUGACAAACGUUCAUCCGGAUCUUCAUCAGCCUCAUCAUCAUCCGCAUCUUCGGUCGCUGCUGCAAAUGCUGCUGCAGUUGCCGUUUCUGCAGCCGCAGCCGCAGCCGCGGCCGCUGCUGGUCUCAUUGGUCGAUCUCCAGGUAAUGGUAGCGGAGGCCCUGAAAGUCACUAUGGUUGGAACUCAACUUCAUCUGCCAAUAAUAAUAGUACCAAUAACCAAGCUAACAACAAUAACUCAAAUAACACCACCAACUCUAACAAUAGUGCCAGCGGCGUAAACGGCAGUAAUAGAGACUCAACCAGUAGUAACAAUAGUGCCACAAACGGUACUUCUAGUUCCAAUAAUAGUUCAACCAAAGUAAAUGGUUCUAAUGGUCCUGGAGCAAGUCCUGAUCUCCAUGAACUUUCUCAUCCUCAUCACCUCACCACCCUCAUCAUCCUCAUCACUCUCAUCAUCAUUCUCAGGCAUCAAAUCAUCAUCAUCCACCUCCUGGCUUAAACCCAGUGACACAUCAUCAUCAGAGUAACUCUUGUCUCCUUGGCAGCCCUUUAAGCUCAUCCAAUGAUAUUUCAUCUCGUUUUCACCAUUCAAGGUCAGAUGUUGAUGGACAUCGACACGGGUCAACCUCAUCAACAGGUUCAGCA